GGGCACGCGUCCCUCUGCGCACAAAAGCCCCUUGUUGCGUGGCGCGUUCUUAUUGGUCGACAGGGCCACAGGCAGCCGGUCGUACCAGAUGCCGACCCUCAGGUCCCUAUAUAAAUGCGGCGCUCGCUCUAGCUCACGAGAGCCGCAUUUUCUCGUACAUUUCAUUUCAAUUUCAAUUUCAGAGCUCUGAGCUCUCACUGAUACAGACGCGAGUCCACAUAGAGACGAGACACCGCCUCUGGUUUGGUUUGGUUUGGUUUGGUCUGGUCUUCAUCCAUAUGGUGUCCAAGAACCCGAACCCGGGAGAGGGGUUCUUCCUGGAUCCGAACGGAAUGGCGCUCCCCGGCCUCGGGCCUUUCGUGGCGGCGUCCACCACCGCCCCCCCGGCCGAGGAUCCGGCGAAGAAAGUCCGGAAACCCUACACCAUCACCAAAUCGAGGGAAAGCUGGACCGAGCCCGAGCACGACAAGUUCCUCGAAGCCCUUCAGCUCUUUGAUCGUGACUGGAAAAAGAUUGAAGCAUUUGUCGGGUCGAAGACAGUCAUACAGAUACGGAGUCAUGCUCAGAAAUACUUUCUAAAGGUGCAAAAGAAUGGCACAAAUGAACAUUUACCUCCUCCACGACCUAAAAGGAAGGCGGCCCAUCCAUAUCCUCAGAAAGCCUCGAAGAAUGCUCAAGUGCAUGUGCAAGCAUCGGGAUCAUUUCCUCCUUCAUCUGGCAUGCUCGAAUCUGGUUAUGUCCUACGGCCUGAUUCCUCUUCGAUUCUUAGGACUCCUAAUAGUCCUAAAUUAGCUUCUUUGGAAAACAACUCAAUGCCAACAAUCAACUUACCGCCUACAACGAAAGGUGCAAAUGUGGUUAAUAACAGCACUAGCAGUUCAGAGAGCACCCAAAGAACGCGGCCGGUUUGUGAGCCAACUGAGCAACCCCGUAACAAUCAUACGCUGAGGGUUCUACCUGAUUUUGCUCAGGUAUAUGAUUUCAUUGGCAGUGUCUUUGACCCAGAUGUCACUGGUCACCUGCAGAAACUGAAAAGGAUGGAUCCAAUCGAUGUCGAAACGGUUCUAUUGUUGAUGAGAAAUUUAUCCAUCAAUCUUACAAGCCCAGACUUUGAGGAUCAUAGGAAGUUGCUUUCGACCUACGAGACGGACUUUGAGAUAAACAACCAGGGGAAGGAAAGCAGGGCUUUUCAAGACUUCCAAUGCAAGAACGUCGUGUGAAUCUGGGAAUACGUGGCAGAAGAAGGCGUAUCCAAUUCUACGUGCCAGCAGCUGUUAUUUGCUACUUCAAUUUUGUCCGUGAACCAUGAGUUUUCAAUAUGUGGUCACGAUGUCAAGGCUCUGUAGAUUGUAAGCAGCGUUUGGGGUACGUUGUCGGGCCUUUGGCUGCAGAGUGCACAGUUCGUGAAUAAGUGUUAUAUUGUCUUUUAUAUGUGUAUGUAUACAUAUCCCAGGAGAAGGAAGGAAAAAAAGCAAGAAAAAAGAUCGAGGUCGAUUAAUAAGGUGGCUGUGUAUAGUUUAGUUUGAAGUUGGAGGCUACAAUUGGAAAUACUGGAGUUGAGGUCUUCUCUCUGUUUUAUGUACAGUUCUCUUCUUCAUCAUAAGAAAAGUUUUGACUCUCUCUAGCCUAGCAA
Molecule: messenger RNA, 1633 nt
Organism: Punica granatum (pomegranate)
Lineage: Eukaryota; Viridiplantae; Streptophyta; Magnoliopsida; Myrtales; Lythraceae
Source: RefSeq, a predicted model, not a curated record